CACACUUCAUCGCUGCCCAAGCCAAAACAGAGACAAUUUUUUUUUCCUAUAUUUCAGAAACAUUUGUCGAUCAUAUGUAAGCCUAAUAUAAGUAAUAUUAUUGUGUCAGUUGGCUCUAAAAACUCGGCGUAACUGUGGCCCGACACUCGAUCCGACUAUUCCGAACCCUUUGGAGAAGUCAUCAGCGCCUUCAGCUGCAACAGCAACUCGUGCACAGUGCAUCCAGUGGAGGUUUCUUGGCGGAUAGGCACAUUCGUCAUCGAAGCACCCCGGGCUCGUUGCUCUCGGCGGAAGAACCGGCUGAUUGCGGUCACAUCAUGAGUGGCAGAUAUCGCGGAGGUGGUGGUGGCGGCGGACGCUUUGGAGGCCGUGGUGGCGGAGGCUAUGCAGAUGGUGGCGGCUACAAUGACUUCGACAACUACCGUGGUGGCGGGGGACCAGGCUUCAAUGACAACUUUGGACCAGGUCCCGGACCAAAUCCAUUUAACAUGGGUGGUCCUAACCUUUCUGGGAAUGAGUUAAUGCAGCUGAUGAGUGCCAUGGCCAGCAACUUCAAUAUGAAUUCACAGCCCCCGCAACCAAUGCGCCAGAGUUGCGGCGAGUUGCGCAAUCACCAUUGCGGAUUAUUUGUUGAGCUGUCCGGUAGGCUAAUUAAGAAGCGGGUGAAUCGGUUUGCGGAGCUGCGCGAUCGCAAUGGCGGUGCAUGCCAGCUUGUGGUUCUGGAAGACAAGCAUCCGCGAGUGGCACGGCGCAUGAACAACAUGCCAGAGAACACAACACUAACUAUUGUGGGCCUGGUCAUGCGGCGACCACACAAUUCGUGCAAUCAAACAAUGCCAACGGGCGAGAUCGAAGUGGAGGUACAGGACAUACUUAACAUUCAUUUCCCGGCCAGCGGUACCAAAAGAGCUGGUGAGAAGCGCACAUACAGCACUAUGGUGCAGCAGCAGAGUAAUCUUGGUAUCACCAGCACCGAGUACAAGAUAGCCAAGAACGAGAAUAUAUUGAAGUAUUUUGAAAACCGUGAUCUCACCUGCAACGAUCUAAGGCGCGACGAUGUGGGCAAGACAGUGACUUUGGUUGGUUGGAUUCCCUCUACCAAAAACAACAAAUUCUUGCAGCUCAAAGAUGGUUAUGGCCAAACGCAACUAAUGAUCGAGGAUCAGUCGCUUAGCGACACAUUUCUUUCAACACCUGAGCAGACAGUUAUCCAAAUAGUGGGCAAAGUUCUGGGGAGACCAAAAGCCAAUGUUAAUUUGAAAUAUGAUACUGGUGAGGUGGAAGUCAGUGUAACCAGCGUAAAGGUCCUCAAUCCGGACGAUCCCUACGAUGGUCCCAUUAAGGCAAAAGAGAAGCAACAAAAGUUUUCCAUCGAUGAUCUUGAGGCUGAGGAGGCUGCCGCCGAAGCAUCCGCCAAUCUUACCAGCAAUAAUGGAGAAGCCAAGGAAGAUAGCGCGGAAGCAGUUACCACUGCUAAUCCCUCUGUAAUUUCCGAACAACGAGCCAAGGUGGCCGAUACCAACAAGUUUGCCGACCGCACUCAUAACUGCGGGGAACUAACCUCCAAUGAUAUCAACGAAAAAGUAGUCAUAUGCGGUUGGUUGGAGUUCCAGCGCAUGAACAAAUUCUUCAUACUUCGGGAUGCUUAUGGACAAACUCAGGUACUGUUGUCACCGAAAACAUAUGGUAUGGAAGAAUACGCAGAAACAGGCGUGCCCAUUGAGUCAAUUGUUCGAGUUGAGGGUACAGUGAUUCCCCGUCCAGCGGCUACAAUAAACCCCAAAAUGCAAACUGGGCAUGUUGAGGUAGAAGCGGACAAAGUGGUUGUUCUCAAUCCGGCAAAGAAAAAUCUUCCGUUUGAGAUCCGAAAGUUCAAUCGUGCUGGCGAACGCUUGCGGCUUACUCAUCGGUAUCUGGAUCUACGAUUUAAUGAUAUGCAGCAUAAUCUUCGCCUCCGAUCGUCUUUUAUAAUGAAAAUGCGAGAGUAUCUUAUCAACUAUCUGGGUUUCGUCGAAGUGGAGACACCAACACUCUUCAGACGAACGCCAGGCGGAGCUCAGGAGUUUGUAGUACCCACUCGCAAAGCGGGCCACUUUUAUUCGCUCGUACAAAGUCCGCAGCAAUUCAAGCAGAUGCUGAUGUCCGGUGGAAUAGACAGAUACUUUCAGGUGGCCCGUUGCUACAGGGAUGAAGCGACGCGUCCAGACCGUCAGCCGGAGUUUACCCAGUUGGAUAUUGAGCUAUCAUUUACCAGCAGGGAUGAUAUCAUGCAACUGAUUGAGGAGACCCUCCGUUAUUCGUGGCCCAAAGACUUUCCGCGUCUGCAAACACCGUUCCGUCGUAUUACUUAUGAGGAGGCAAUGGAAAAGUACGGAAAUGACAAGCCGGACACUCGGUUUGGUUUUCUGUUAAACAACGUGUCGGAAAUCAUCGAAAAGAGCGAUGAAUUCAAGGAAAAAUACGAUGAUCUUGGCGCUUAUGCCAUUGUAGUGCGAGCCAGUGAAGCCUUUUGGAAUGGAGCUGCCCGAAAGCAUUACGAAAGCCUAGGCAAGGAGUUCAAGGGUACGUUGUUCGUGCGCAAAUUUGGCCCAACAAAGGAUGUGCAGGAGAAACUGGGAAAGCUACUAGGCGAAGAUGUGGCUACAGAGGUCGCCGAUAAGUUUGACCUUGAGGAGAACGAUCUUCUUUUCUUGGGCAUUGGAUCAAAAGUGGAAACUCGCGCAUUGUUGGGUCGCAUCCGACUGGACUAUCAGGACUUUCUGGUGGAAAAUGCCAAAAUAAAGAAGCCCAAUGACUUCCGCUUCCUUUGGGUGAUCGAUUUCCCGUUGUUCGAGCGAAAUCGUGAGACUAAUCAGUUGGAGAGCGUUCACCACCCGUUUACCCUGCCACAUAGUGAUGAUCUAGAAAAUUUUGCCACUAGCUGCGAAAAUCUGGAGAGCAUACGCUCCCAGGCUUACGAUUUGGUGCUGAACGGCCAGGAAGUCGGCGGCGGUUCAAUUCGCAUCCACGAUCGAGACAUGCAGCACUUUAUAUUGGAACAGAUUCUGAAAAUCCCACAUGAUCAUUUGUCGCACUUACUGAGCGCUUUGGAGUCUGGAUGCCCGCCUCAUGGAGGCAUUGCUUUGGGCUUGGAUCGCUUGAUUGCCAUUUUAUGCCGUGCGCGAUCAAUACGCGAUGUGAUUGCAUUCCCCAAGUCACUUAAUGGGCGUGAUCCGCUUUCAAACGCACCAGUUCCCAUUUCCGAUGAGGAGAUGAGGCUGUACCACCUUUCUGUGGUAGAGGAGGAAGAGGUCAGCACAAAUAACACGUCACACGAACAGGAGGACGACGAUCCCGAUCAAGAACGUGCUCCUCCAUCCCCGAUGUCGGCGACUAGCGAACCCGAGCAGCCGCAAAUUGAGGUAGACAUUAAGCAGGAGCCCGAAUGUAUAAAUGAGGAUUUUGAUCCCGAAUCCCCCCCAACCAAAUCGACAGUAAAAGCUGAUCUCGAUGAACCCACACCAGCUGACCCCCAGGCAUCGGUGGCUGCUACGGCGACCAGAGCCAGAAGGACCGUUAAAAAGAAGGUAUAGAGCGGGGGCUAUUAACAUUACGGAUAACGAAUUAGCAUUUUACGUGUAAGCUAUGUGGUCAGAACGAAGGAUGGUAGCUGGCGGGUGAAUUAAUCGGAUAUUCAGAUAACACGACAUUCGGGUCUGGUUAAUUAACUACCAAAUCCCAUUUUAUACACACAGUUGUAUACCAAGAAGGUUAAUAUAUAUACCCACCAUGGAUCUUCUCAACGGACUUCAAUACGAGAAUAGGACCUAUCCUCACAUCUUGAGCCGGAAGCCCACAUUCUAAAAAUCCAUUUCAAAUGAUGGCAACAAAUUUAUUACAAUUUACAAAAUAUACAAAACUGCUAUUGUAUUCGCAAUUGUUUAAUUAUACAAUGCUUGAAUUACAGUUUUCAUUUGUAUCGGA
Drosophila mauritiana is the source of this 3963-nucleotide messenger RNA. RefSeq names its product aspartate--tRNA ligase, mitochondrial (gene AspRS-m). Gene Ontology annotation, cellular component: cytoplasm; mitochondrion. Gene Ontology annotation, molecular function: aspartate-tRNA ligase activity; nucleic acid binding; ATP binding. Gene Ontology annotation, biological process: aspartyl-tRNA aminoacylation. The transcript has 8 exons. NCBI's taxonomy places the organism in Eukaryota, Metazoa, Arthropoda, Insecta, Diptera, Drosophilidae. The coding region runs from base 318 to 3572 and encodes 1084 amino acids. The record is from RefSeq and is a predicted model, not a curated record.